Molecule: messenger RNA, 3363 nt
Organism: Homarus americanus (American lobster)
Lineage: Eukaryota; Metazoa; Arthropoda; Malacostraca; Decapoda; Nephropidae
Product: low density lipoprotein receptor adapter protein 1-B-like
Exons: 8
Coding region: 206-1714 (502 amino acids)
Source: RefSeq, a predicted model, not a curated record
GGCAGACUCAGAGCUCAGUCAACCCUCACCGUGUGUACUGGUAAUCUGCGUUGUUGUGUGACGCGGCAACACUUGUGGAUGUAGCAAGAAUUAUUAUAUUACCCGAGUUAUUUUAUUAUAAGGUGUUGGUCGUGUGCGUAUAGCUUGCCGCCAUAUUGACCACAGGAGUGUAUCUGGCCAGUAACCAGCGGAGGUGGAAGUAACCAUGUCUUCACUGCUCCGAGCUCUCUUCAACGGAACUAGCAAACACAAGAAGUUGUCUGAGGAGUGGGCGACGAUCCGUGAGCCAGUGGUGGAGGGGGUGACAUUCUACUGCAAGUACCUGGGUUCGACGCUGGUGGAUGAUCCGAAGGGGGAAGCAUCGACAGCGGAAGCGAUCAAGCGCAUCAUUCACGCCGCUAAGCAGGUGGCCCGCAAGCCCGAGCGUGUCUCUCUUCAUGUGUCUCUACAGGGCAUCCGUAUGUCCGACACUACCACCAACGACCUUCUCCUCCAUACUUCUAUAUACAAGAUCUCGUACUGCUCAGCUGACGCGCACUACGAUCACGUCUUUGCCUUCAUCGCCACCAACGAUAAUGAAACGUGCGAGUGCCAUGCCUUCCUGUGCCCGAAGAGAAAAGCUGCACAAGCAGUAACCAUCUCAAUUGCUCAGGCCUUCAACUUAGCGUACGAGUAUUGGAAGAUGGCCGUGGAAAACAAACAGAAUGGGGAGAUUUAUGCACACGAGGAAUUACCUGCUGAAGUUAAGGUGAGCUCGGCAGUGGUCCACAGCAGUAGUAGAAAUGCCCACUCGCAGCCAAACAGCCAAACUUCGUCUCCAAUUCCCAUUCGUUCAGAUUUUGGAUCAUCCGACAUGAGCACUUCAGGUUACCAGUCCAGCACACAAGCUCUGCUGAUUGACCUGGAUGAUUCUUCUGACCAUGCUGCCGCUGAGUCAUCGAAAGUUAAUCAGCUUGAGUGCAAGACUUCUGUUCUCAGUAAACCUUGGCAGGAUGCCUUUGGUGACUUCGAUGACAUUAGUGAUGGCUUCUCAAGGUUGGCCUUAAGGCGAGAAGACCAGGCUCAACUUCUGCCUGGGACAUCCCCACCGGGAUGGGUCGAUCUCGAUCUUGCAGCAUUCACGGAUCACCCUCCAGCUUCUCCGACCGGGAAUGGCUUCUGGCCGUCAGCUAGUUCCCCUCUUCCAAGCUCUACAGCCAGCUCGCCAACAGAGCCCUGGCUACUGGGUCAGUCUCCACCACAUGCUUGGGAAGAAUUCUCCAGGUCACCUAACACAGCCUUCCUUCACUCAUGCCAGUCUCCUCCAACACAUUUAGCAUUCUUAAGGUCUUUACGGUCUCCUGCCAGUGUGACGAAUAACCCAUUUGUUCCUUGCGAGUCGGUAAAAGACCCAUUUGUUCCAAGUGAGGUGGUGAAACAUCCAUUUGCUCCUUGUGAGACAAUUAAAGACCCAUUUGUUCCAUGUGAAACAAUGAAAGACCCAUUCGUUUUAUUAGACAGAGGGAAUGAUGCAUUUAACUCGAGCCACAAUUCAGAGAGUCCGUGUUGUCGUGUACAGUUUACAAGUGACCCAUUUACCUCCAGUCAUCCGGAGACCUCAAGUGCUACUGUUAGCCCUUCAUCGCGGUCCAUCAAUGGCUGUGGGUCCGGCCAGCCAGUGUGGAGCAAUGAUUUCUUUGAUAGUCCUAAAGGGAGCAAAGUUAUAUGUUCUUAAGAAAAAUCGAUAGAAAUAUUAUAAACAUUUGUAUGUAAUUUGUAAAAAGUAAUGUUUUGGAUGAUUUUGCAACAAAUAGACGAAAGGUUGGUGAUGUAGUAGUAGUUGUAUCUAAACAAGAAUCUGGUUAUCUGUCUUUUAAGUGCAGUUUUAUUGGGAGUUUUCCGUAAUACAUUGGAAAUACUGUACAGCUCUUUUUGUAAUUACCGAGACAUUGAAUAAUGCAUGUAAAGUUUUAGUACUGUAUUGCUGUUAAAAGUUUGAGUGGUGCUCUUAAAGUUUGUUCAGUAGUACAGUUUAUCAAUUUACGAAGUCAAAGUUUUGGUCAUCAUUCACAUACAUGUUACAAACCGUAGAACCUGAUACCUUGUCAUAAACAUUCAUUUAGUUGGUAUUAUUGUAUUGUUCAUCCUGGACUAUGGAGAACAAAGGAUUAAUAUACAUUUUUAAAUUUAAAUUUAAAUGCUUUAAAGAUAGAACAAGAUAUAUUUAAUUUUGGUUGCUCUCGUUGGUACAGUAUCAUGCUAGGGACUUUCCUUAUGAUUUUUAUCCUUGAUACAUGUUGAGUGUUGAAAGCAAAUUAUUAUAUCCAUCAGGAAUUGUUGGUCAAUGUUGAGUUUUAUUUAUUUUAAAGUUCAUAUUGGUGCUGUUCCUCUCCAGUGUCAUAACAGGAACAUAUUGUGGCAAUAAUUGUGGGAAAGUCAUCUGAUGUUUUCUUUGCAAUUUAUCUUCCCUAAAUCCUUGUAUACCCUGUACUGCACUCUACAAUCUUAGAAUAUCAGUGAGUUUUAACACAGAAUAAUUGAGUAUGCCGAGAUGGUGCAUGUUGGCGUAGGUUAAUGUUUGAGCCUGGAUAGGUAUUCUGGCAUCACAAGUGUUGGAUCAAGAAAUUUAUUGUUCAAUGUCAGUUAUUGUAAAGGUACAUGAUGUAGCAGAAAAACAUGGGGGUGAUGUUAUUGAAGUUUAUUCAUUGACUGUGGGUGGUCAUGGAGGAAACAUGCCAGUCUAUUUCAUCUGGUUUGUAAUGCAUAUUUUUAUUAAAUAUUCAACAGUUAAAAUCUAGUACAAAUGUUAAGGUCGGAAUCCUCCACACUCAAAGCUCACAGUGGAUGUGGCCUGGCAGUUCCUGGAUUCCUUUUAUUCUUGAAGUAUUAGUUAGGAUAGAAGAUUUUAUUUGGUGAAUAUUGUAAAUAUCAGUUAAUAUAAUGAUGACAGCAGUAAUAACAUUAGUAUCACCUUGCAAACCCCCACACACAGCCCCACUUGUACAUUCAUUAACUCAAAACUGUAUUGAUACACGUGCACACAUGUAUGAACACUUGCACACAAAUGCACAGACAUGCUCGCAUCUUUAUCUUUUACCACUUUUCUCGUUAAUAUGGUGAAAGCUGCAGUAUUAAUCUCAUUUUGGUGAAUGAUGUAGCUGUGCUGAAUGAAUGUAUAAAAGAUGAUGAAGGAACAGUUCUUCACUUGUCCUAAUAAGACAGUAGUAGGCAGGUACACAAUUUUGUACUUAGCUGUACAGUAUGUUACAUUCUGGUCAUAACAGUAGUCUAGAGUCAACUACAGUAUUGUUUCUUCUACAAACUGCACUACAGUAAAAUUAAAAAAAAAAAAAAAAUUCUGUUAGGGAAUAAUUUGGAAGAGAG